AAGAAAUAUACAGGGUAUUAUUUUGGGAAACCACAUCUUAACAAAACUCACUCCUAUCAUCCUUGGCGAAACUCUUGCAACAAAUAAUCAAAGAAAUCGAGAUGUCAAUCCCCUCCAUAUCCACGUUCAUGUCCAAAUAUUCAAACCCUAUUACGCUCCAAUUACUCUCUCACGAAACCCUCUGCUCUGACUCUAUUAUAUGCUUGGUCUUGAAGUCGUUGUGCGAAGAAGUUUUGGCGGAGACUCACUCAGUCGAUCGAGGUUUGCAGAAGAUUAAGUUUCCUUGAGUACAAUGUGAAUCUUUAUGUUAAUGAUGAUGGUCCUUACAAGAGCUAGGCCUGAAGAAGAUUCCCGAGCACCUACAAAUCCGAUGGUGGCCGAGGGAAGCGCAUCUGCUAGAGUACCGAGAAAGAACCGUAGACGCAAGUCUAAAGACAUUACAACUAUCGAUUCACCUGCAGAACCAUAUGUAGAUCAACAUGUAGAACAAUCUGCAGAAGAAUAUGCAAAUCCCCCAAAGAGGCGUGGUCCAAGUAUAAAUCACAACGUUACAAGGUAUUUACAGAAUAUGCCAGAGGGUUUCAAAAUUACUUUGACACUAGAUAAGGCCACAAAAGCCUUCGUUGGGACUUCAGCAACCGAUUUUGCAACCGAGUUAGGAAUAAUUGUUCGCGAUGUUUUGCCGAUGAGAUUUCACAAAUGGGAUUCGGUACCGGAAGAUGUGAAAACUUUGAUGUAUGAGAAAUUAGAACAUGGGAGGUAGGUGUUGGUCCUGUGUUAAGGAAAAAAGAUAACUGGAUGAAAUCGUCAGUCGAAUCAUCUCAACGAGAUUCAACUGAGAACGAAGAUUUGAGAAAUCAGGUUACUGAACUCAAGGAGGAAUUGAAACAGAGUAACGAAAAAUACGAAAGAGUGACAGAGUUCUUGAGUAGAAAAUAUCCAGAUUUUGAGAGCACAAUAUCUACAAAUGAUGCUAGUGAAGAUGAUGGUUUGAAUGCACUACACAAUGAAAGUGACAACACUAUCUAGGCAGUUAGUUAAGACGUUUAUUACUUUUUUUUUCUCUAAUACUCUUCUAAAUUUUAGAAUUGAUGAACUGGUGUUAUUUUCAUUUUCAUUGUCUAUUGUUAUGACAUUAAUGCUUGAGUUUAUUGUGAUUUUAAGAAAGCAAGAAUCAUUUUGACGAAUAA
Messenger RNA from Helianthus annuus (common sunflower), 1190 nucleotides. RefSeq lists its product as uncharacterized. The coding region runs from base 305 to 763 and encodes 152 amino acids. NCBI's taxonomy places the organism in Eukaryota, Viridiplantae, Streptophyta, Magnoliopsida, Asterales, Asteraceae. The record is from RefSeq and is a predicted model, not a curated record. The transcript has 4 exons.